AUGGCCAAGCCCCACCUACCACAGUCAUGCCCCACCUCCCACCACGGCCAAGCCCCACCUACCAUAGCCAAGCUCCACCUCCCACCACGGCCAAGCCCCACCUACCAUGGUCAUGCCCCACCUCCCACCACGGCCAAGCUCCACCUACCAUGGUCAUGCCCCACCUCCCACCACGGCCAUGCUCCACCUACCAUAGCCAAGCUCCACCUCCCACCACGGCCAAGCCCCACCUACCAUGGUCAUGCCCCACCUCCCACCACGGUCAAGCCCCACCUCCCACCACGGCCAAGCCCCACCUACCAUAGCCAAGCCUCACCUCCCACCACGGCCAUGCUCCACCUACCACAUCCAAGAUCCACUUUCCAUCAUGGCCAAGCCCCACCUACCACAGUCAUGCCCCACCUCCCACCACGGCCAAGCCCCACCUACCAUAGCCAAGCUCCACCUCCCACCACGGCCAAGCCCCACCUACCAUGGUCAUGCCCCACCUCCCACCACGGCCAAGCUCCACCUACCAUGGUCAUGCCCCACCUCCCACCACGGCCAUGCUCCACCUACCAUAGCCAAGCCCCACCUCCCAGCAUGGCCAAGCCCCACCUACCAUGGUCAUGCCCCACCUCCCACCAUGGCCAAGACCCACCUACCAUAGCCAAGCCCCACCUCCCACCACGGCCAAGCCCCACCUACCAUAGCCAAGCCUCACCUCCCACCAUGGCCAAGCCCCACCUACCAUAG
Molecule: messenger RNA, 735 nt
Organism: Brienomyrus brachyistius
Lineage: Eukaryota; Metazoa; Chordata; Actinopteri; Osteoglossiformes; Mormyridae
Exons: 1
Coding region: 1-735 (244 amino acids)
Source: RefSeq, a predicted model, not a curated record